AUGGCAGGCAAAGCAGGGGAGCCCCGCAUUCCCCUGACCCUGCAGCGCUCCCGGCUGAAGGCUGAGAAGAAGACCCUAGAUUUUGAGUUUGAGGUGGUCAGUGUCCAGUUUAACCGGCUGGGUCGCUAUGCCCUGCGGCUCACCGUGGAGAACCCUCUGCUGCGGGACUCUGGCACCGGCAUCCAGCUCCGCAUCAACAACGGGGAGGUGAUCCAGAGCAGCACGGGGACCACUGACACCAUCGAGCAGAGCUACCUCAACCAGAUCUACUGCUUCCAGAGGAGGAAAUUCACCUUUACUCUGCCCAGAGGUUUCUGCAAGAACGACAAGAACCAUGAUGUGCGGCUCCACAUUGAGGCCCUGCAUGUCCCAGGGAAAGCACAGAGGAUUGCCAGGAGCAGGCGGGUUGGUGAAGCCUUCUUUGCCAUCUACCCCCGCACCAACCAGCCUCGGAUGAAGCUCUCCGCCGGGAGGAAUGAGGACUGGUACCGCUACAGCGCUGUGAUGGCUUUGCUGCGGGUGGGCAGCGAGCAGCCAGCGAUGCACUGUGGCCGUCUGGCUUUUGCUGCAUCCCUACAUGAGCACCGGCCACCCACCACUCUUGUUUCACCAUCACCGCUCUCCCCCAGCGCCCACGAGGAGGGGCAGCGAGCAGCAGGCAUGGCCACAGCAUCUGCAAGCCUGGGCAUCCCAGUCCCCAGCCGCUCACUCCGUACACCUGAGUCCGCUUACCACUCGCUGCCCACUGAGGGCCAUGUCUGCUCCCCUGAGAGGCUUCGGGCUGACCCUGAGCUCAGCUCCUCCCCGGAGCUCCUGGGUGACUCAGCAGAUGAGCAUCCUUCCUCCUCCUCUUCUUCCUCGGUGCCUGCCCCAAGGCGACAGCCUAGCUGCAGCAGCUUCCAUCUCUCCUCCCCAAGCUACAGCCCGGAUCUGGCCUCGUCACUGACACAGGUAUCCAUGUCCCCUGCAGGGACAGAGGAGCCUGGGCGUGCACCAGUGUCUGGCGGGGGACACCUGGCCCGUGUGGGGAAAGAAGCCAUCUCCGUCAUCCUCCACAGUGCCAGCAACCUGCCAGCUACGCAGGAGGGCCGAGUGCCGUGGCCGUACGUCAUUGUUAAGACCUGCAGAGGGGAUGAGCAGCAGCCAGAGGUGCAGGCCACCCAUGCAUCAUCAGUUCCCACCCAUGAACCCACCUGGGAGGAGGAGAUGACGGUGGAAAUGGAUGCUGAAGAUGCAUCCUUGGCAGUCCUGACUCUCACCGUGGCAGACAAAGCCACCAAGGAGGCAUUGGGGACCUUCCAGCUGCCGGUGCGACACCUCCAGCCCUUCCAGCUCCACCACUGCAGGCUGGUGCUGCCAAGGAAGAAUGACCCUAUGGGGACAGUCCUGCAUGUCACCAUCACCCGAAAAGGAAGCUUCAUCCCUCGCUGCGAUGGAUUGAGCUAUGUGGCCUUGGAGGUGCUACUGCGGGGGCUGUCCAACCGCUUGGCCGCCCCCCACGGGGCCCUCGUCGCUGUGGCCAGAGUUGUGACAAAUGUUCAGGAGUACAAGCACCGCAUGGAAAAGAAUCCCAUUGCCUGUCCCAGCAUCAGCCCCACCACCAUCACAUUCCCGGAUCCUCCGGCAGCAGCUUUCAGUAUCCCCCGAGCUGCCAACCACAGCUGCCCACAGAUGUCUCGACCUGCCGGGCCGCCAGAACAGCCAACCUGGGACACCUCCUUCCUCUUUCAAGGCCGAGAUGUAGCCACCAUCUUCUCCGAAGACACUGCCUUGGUGAUUGAGUAUUAUCCACACAAAGCCAUUUCUCUUGUCCCUUCUCCGGUAUGGAAUGCUCCAGGCACCCUCCUUCCUGUGGGAUACUCAGUGCUGCCCCUCACAAGCCGUGUGUUCCGGGAGCUGGUGGCACAGGAUGGUGGGAUGCGUGUGGACAACCUUGCUGUGCAGGGCACGGACCUCAAAACUACGUCUGGGGCCAUCCCGACUGUGGGGCUCUGCCUGAAACUCCUUCAGUCAGAGAGACCAGCAGCAUUCCUGACCCCCUCUGGCAGUGAUGCCCUUCCCAGCCUGGACCCUGCCAUCACCUGCACCCUCAAGAGGGGUGAAGAGCUGCGGGCAGCCCCCGUGCACCCCUUUCAUAGCCAGCUCCACCAAGAUGAUGCAUCCCUCCCAUCAGCUGAUGCAGUGGCCAGCAUCUUACCUGGAAAGCAGCCAUUCCCAGGCAGGAUGGGAGCAUCGUUGGAGAAAUGGAGAUCCCAAGAUAUCACUGGAGAUGAGCAGGAGCCUGUGAGCACCAGAGACACCGAAGGAGAGGGAGACACUGGGGGCACUGGGAAGAAGAGCGUUCUCCCCGAGGUGGGUCUUGGCUCCCGUGGGGACCGAAGUCAGGCUGCUGUCAGCAGGACAUUGCAGGAGGUGGGCAACUAUCAUCUGGCUCUGAAGCGGAUGGCGGGGGACAUCCUGUCUCUGCGCCAGCAUGUCACCAGCCUGGAGGUGGAGAACGGACACCUGCGGCGCAGCCUGGCCUCACAGGAGGAGCUGGGCCAUGCUCUGCUUGCCGACAUGGACCUGGACGUCAUGACCCGGGAGGAGCUGCUGGACAGACUUGCCACCCUCAAGCGCAAGCUGGCGGCCAACGCAACGGAGACGAGGAGGCUGAAGGACCGUGUUCAGCAGUUGCAGAAUGAGCUGAUCCGGAAGAAUGACCGCGAGAAGGACCUGGUGCUGCUCCAGAGAGCCCACCAGCAACAGCAAGCCACACUGAGGAGGUGCCAGGAGAAGGUAGCCAAGACAAAGGGCUUGGAGGAAAUGGUGCGGCAGCAGGAGAAGGUGAUCAAGGCGAUGGAGCAAGUGCUGCAGAAGAAGAUCGCCGGGGCAGACAGGAGCACCGAGAAGGUGGCAGGUGAAGUCCUCUCGGGGGAUGUGUAUGCUGCGCUGCUGGCUGAGAACCGCAGGCUGCGGGAGGAGCUGUCGAGGCCCCCCCAGCCUUCAUCUUCCAUUGUACUGCACCCCCAAGCCUUGCCGGGCAUUUUCAGGGGUGCGGAGAAGCUGUCUCUGCUGGCCAGGCUGGAGGAGGCACAAGCGCGUGGAAGGGUGCUGGAGAGGCAGGUAGCAAUCUCCCCGAGGAGACCCCAGCCCCUGGUCACCCUGCCCAUGCUCGGCGAGAGAGAUGGAGAAUCCUAAUG
Molecule: messenger RNA, 3182 nt
Organism: Cuculus canorus (common cuckoo)
Lineage: Eukaryota; Metazoa; Chordata; Aves; Cuculiformes; Cuculidae
Gene: CCDC33
Product: coiled-coil domain containing 33
Exons: 22
Coding region: 1-3180 (1059 amino acids)
Cellular component (GO): peroxisome
Source: RefSeq, a predicted model, not a curated record